Molecule: messenger RNA, 423 nt
Organism: Camellia sinensis
Lineage: Eukaryota; Viridiplantae; Streptophyta; Magnoliopsida; Ericales; Theaceae
Source: RefSeq, a predicted model, not a curated record
AUGCUAAGAAGAAGAAGAGCAGGUAGAGUGGGCAGUCAAAGUAGCCCAUCCGUGGAUGCAGAUGGGUUGUUUACCAUCUUUGUAGAUGAAAUUCCAAACUCUAUGGAUCCAAAAAGCUUGUAUACUUUAUUCAAUAAGCUCGGAAUAGUUAAGGAUGUCUUUAUUCCAAUGAAAAGAAGACAAGUUACGGGCUCUCGGUUCGGAUUUGUAAGGUACGACUGUAAGGUUGUAGCAGACAUGGUGGUGCAAAAGGUUGAUGGUUUAUGGUGUGAUAAUAAAGCUCUGAAGGUGAAGAAGGUAGAAUAUAAAAAAGGGGAACAGAAACAACCUACAACGAGGAACAAUGGUGGUCUGAUGAAGGAGUUUGAAAGAAGAGACCUGAAGGAGGUAAGAGUGCGAGAUGGAGGUGGAAGAUAUUGGUAA